Molecule: messenger RNA, 3777 nt
Organism: Salvelinus fontinalis (brook trout)
Lineage: Eukaryota; Metazoa; Chordata; Actinopteri; Salmoniformes; Salmonidae
Product: gap junction Cx32.2 protein-like
Exons: 2
Coding region: 661-1911 (416 amino acids)
Biological process (GO): cell communication
Cellular component (GO): connexin complex
Source: RefSeq, a predicted model, not a curated record
CCCAAUCCCUAUGUAGUCCACUACUUUUGACUAUGGCCCAUACGGCUCGGGUAAAAAGCAGUGCACUAUAUAGGAAAUAGCGUGCCAUUUGGGAUGCACACCAAGUAUCAUUAACCACUCUGCUAUUUCCGAACGAAUGUGAGGAAGCGUGGAUAUUGAGGUUAAUGGACAGGAGGCCAAGAUCACCACCAUUUGGGCACAAAGCUACAAUUCUCAUUAUUGUCCUAUAACCUUUAACCUGGUAACCUCAAUUCGAAUAACAUUCUAUAAUCACUAUGCUACUUUUAUGUAGACCCGACCAGUUGUCUGAGCUCAGUGUAUUUUGUUGAAAUAUCCUAGCAAUGCUUUGAUGGUAACAUGAUUUGGUUGUGAUAAUAAUAGCAGAGAGAGGACCCUGCCUGGCAUCACUGAGCUGUUUAUAACACUUGAGAGAGAUCUAUAGUCUAGUAGACAUACACUCUGGGGAACUGAGAACUUACUCUGGAGCCACUUCUCUACAACCAAAUGAGGUACUUGGAUUUGAAUUGGGCUGAAUUGAAUCAAAGUGAAUUGAGUUGAACUGGAUUGAUUGGACUGAAAUGGACCCUUGCUGAGUAAUCUGGAUUGGAUCAAGGUAUACAGACAGGAUCUCAAUGGGAUGAGCUGCUUGUUGUUUUUAUCAUGGAGAAGACGGGCCUAAUGGAAAUACUCUUCAUUACUUUCAACCACAACGUCACUUUUCUGGGGAAGACAUGGUUGAUCUUGAUGGUGGUCCUGAGGUUACUCAUCCUCCUGUUCUCUGGCUAUCCCCUCUUCCGGGACGAGCAGGAGCACUUUGUGUGCAACACCAUCCAGCCAGGCUGUACCAACGUCUGCUUCGACAGUUUUGCUCCUCUCUCCCUCUUCCGCUUCUGGCUGUUCCAACUGAUCAUGCUCUGUCUCCCUCACCUGAUGUUCAUCUCUUAUAUCAUCCACAAAGUAUCGUCAACUCUCCAUAUCAGAGGGAACUAUUUCUCUGGAAGCAGAAGUCAGACCGGAGCAAGCACUCUGUGCAUCCCUCUACACGCUCUACCAAAAGGAACACCUAACUUUGUUAGUGCCUAUCUUCUGGAUGUGAUACUGCGGAUUCUGCUGGAGGCAGCGUUCAGUGCCGGCCAGUACUACCUCUAUGGCUUCUCUGUCCCCAGGAGCUUCCAGUGUUAUGAAUCCCCCUGUACGUCCAUGGUGGAGUGCUAUGUAUCCAGCCCCACAGAGAAGACCAUCAUGCUCAACUUCAUGCUGGGGGCUGCCUCCCUGUCUCUGCUACUGAACUUGGCAGAUAUUGUGUGCUCUGUGCAAUGGAUGGUGACACAGAGGACCAGGAGAAAGGGCAGACGGUUGAUGAAUGGUGGGGUUGGGGAGGACAUGGAAGUCCUGUACAACCAGAACCACAACACCCCCAAAACUGUCCUCAAGAGAGGACAAAGUCACAUUGACAAACCAACCUCGAACUGUAACCCAAACGGUGACCUUUCACACAGAAGAGUCAGAAUAAAUGAUGAGACUCACGUUAGGGUGGCUGCCCAACCACUGCAGGGGAGCAGGCUGCCGCAGAGGGAUGCAAAGAUUGAACCGCCAUUUCACCCCAUUCCUAUGGGGGCUCCAUGGAGCGGGUGCUUCGUUCAUCCCAACCACAUCUCCCAUUCAUAUUCCGUCCCUCUCUCCCGGCGGUUAGAGAGAGACCCAGUAGUAGUGUCACGCCAAUUUACACCCUCACCAAUGUACAGUGGUCGGAGGCAUGGCCAGUCCACCACGGUAGACGCAACACUCCUGGAGCAGCAUUAUGAUAGCGCAGAAUCCCGUGAUAGGCUCCUGGACGACGUCAACCUGCAGGAAGUAAGGGGCUCCUCAAGCUCUUCCAGUGAUUCCUCUUCCUCAUCAGAUGCUCAGUAAAGUAGAUUGUUUUAUUUAGACCUAUGUAAUUCUAUGCAAGGCAGCAACACAACAGUGGGAGAGCUGUCUUUUUUAGUUCAACAACUCUGAUGAUUUACUCUUUACAUACACUUAAAUUCAUUUUUCCCCAAAUUGUAAUAAUAGGCUACAUUGCAUUUUGCUGUUGUGACUUCACACUUUCAGCUCUACAAACAGAAUGUGUUCACUGUAUGUGUUAGCUAACAGAAUUAGAAUGGGUGAUCCAAUUAAUGCCAGUUAGUUGACCUUCAAGAGCAAUGAUGGCCGCACUCCGCUGUUGUUCAGCUCACACGGUCUUUCAUUGGGUUCCCAAACAACAGUCAGACAAGACUGACAUGCCCCGACUCAUCAGAAGCUAAGACCACUUGGAGAACUGAGGGUAACAAAGGAACAUUAUUCCUCUACCAGGGUGGCAGGUAGCCUAGCGGUUAAAAGCGUUGGGCCAGUAACCGAAGGUCGAAUCCCUGAGCCGACUAGGUGAAGAAUCUGUUGAUGUGCCCUUGAGCAAGGCACUUAACCCAAAUUGCUCCUGUAUGUCACUCUGAAUAACAGUGUCUGCUAAAUUAAUAAAUUGUAAAUGUCAGGAGAGGCUUUACAGGAGGCCAGUGAUGGAAAAGUUGAGGUGAAUGCAAGCCCACCUACUGUCAACAAUGCUGUGGAUGUUAGCUCAAGUGUAAAUUACAUUUAAAAGUCAAACACAAUGCGCUGCUCUACAACGUGCCUUGGAAUGAAUCCUGGCCAAAGCCUUCAUGUGGGUUUGAGUGUAGGGGAGAGUCAUUUGUUACAUUCAGCAUCACUCUGUCAAGGGAAAUAUAGUUUUCUUUCUAACAAAGAUAUUUACAUAUAUUUCAGUAUGUUGUGUAUCCCUGGAAAUAAUUUUAAAAAACAGUUUUGAAAACAUACACUAUAUAUACAAAAGUAUGUGGACCCCUUCAAAUUAGUGGAUUUGGCUAUUUCAGCCACACCAUUGCUGACAGCUGUAUAAAAUCAAGCGCGGUCAUGCAAUCUCUAUAUACAAACAUUGGCAGUAGAUUGGCUGAAGUGCUCAGUGACUUUCAACAUGGCACCGUCAUAGGAUUGACAUUUUAGUCAUUUAGCAGAUGCUCUUUUCCAGGGCAACUUACAGUAGUGAGUGCAUACAUUUUCAUACUUUCCCCCGUGGGAAUCAAACCCAUAACCCUGGCAUUGAAAUCGCCAUGCUCUACCAACUAAGCUACAUAGGAUGCUAUCUUUUCAACAAGUCAGGUCGUCAAAUUUCUGCCCUGCUAGAGCUACGCCAGUCAACAGUAAGUGCUGUUAUUGUGAAUUGGAAACGUCUAGGAGCAAAAACGGCUCAGCCGCGAAGUGGUAGGCCACAUAAGCUCACAGGAUGGGACCGCAGAGUGCAGAAGCGCGUAGCGGGUAAAAAUCGUCUGUCCUCGGUUGCAACAAUCAUUAAUGAGUGCCAAACUGCCUCUGGAAGCAACAUCAGCACAAGAACUGUUCGUUGAGAGCUUCAUGAAAUGGGUUUCCAUGGCCGAGAAGCCGCACACAAGCCUAAGAUCACCAUGGGCAAUGCCAAGCAUCGGCUGGAGUGGUAUAAAGAAUGUUCACAUACUUUUGUAGUGUAUCUUGUCCAAAGAAAGUGGUCUCUUGGAACAACUUACCCCGGGUAAGUGGGUGAUGAUGCUGGUAGGUCAAAGGUUAAUUAAAGGAACGGGGUGUUGGUAUAUGCAACUUAAAUGUAUGCCUACAUUCAGAUUGUCUGGGACAGGGAUGUUGUUUCAUUGUUCAAUUCAUAGACAAGUUCUCUGCAUUUAUAUAAUUCCUUUUUUAAAGUAAUUGUAUAAACUAUUAAACAUUUAAGUA